This is a messenger RNA of Paramuricea clavata, 4562 nucleotides long. The record is from the annotation of a GenBank genome assembly. Lineage: Eukaryota; Metazoa; Cnidaria; Anthozoa; Malacalcyonacea; Plexauridae.
AAAAUAUACUUUCGUUUACAGUUAACUACAAACUAUCUCUAGAAAAUAAUGAAGUUUUUGUUGAAUCGUGCACCAUAACUUCUUUCAAUACAUCGAAUUCAUCCGCCUCGUACUUGUCCUGGCAAAGCGGGAUCAUAUAAACAGCCCCUUAUUCAGCAAAUUGUGCAGACUGCCUUUGAUCCCUUGGGGGUGAGGCAGCACUUUCCUUGCGAUAGUAACUUCUAGUUAAUAUACUUUUGAGAGCAAACCAUGAUGUGCAUUUUUGUGUUGUAGGUUGCCUUCAGCAAACAAGAAAUGGUCCCAAGUUAAAACAACAGUUAAACUUUAUUUAAAAAGUGUGCUACAGGUAGACAUUAACAUCAUAAAGCGAUUUUCAAUGUUGUAUAAUAAUCAGUACAAGUACAUUGGGCACAAAAGCAUGAAAAAAAUGACUGUAUUUUGUCUAGGUGCUACGGAAACUCUCUGACCCAUCAAUUUUAUGUGUUGUACUACGUCAUACUCAUGUGCUGUGUCCAUAUUAUGCCUCCUUUCCAAAACUGACAAGAGCUUUUAUCAAGGUUUGUUAAUUAUCUUGCAAUUCAUCAAAAUGUAGGGCAAUAGUCUAUUUUAAUUGAAGCAAUGCUACUAUCCAAUGCCCAUACAUUUCUCAUUUUCCAGAGGAUGGUUCGUAUGUGGUCAAGUGGUGAAGAACAUGUUAGAGUCAUGGCUUUUGUUGGCCUCACAAAGUUGUUACGAUUAAUUUCAACAACACUUGUUGACUUUGCUAUUAAGGUACUAUCUGGUAUUGGUGAGCUUCACCAAGCACUAUCUUGCAGUAGAUGGUGGUCAAGCUGCAUUUCUGAGGUUGACCACAACCUGUUGCCUGGCAACAUUUAUCAAAACCCACCAAUAGCAUAAUUUUCUCUCUUGCAGCAAUUGUACACAAAUUUUGUUAAGAACUGCAAGUUCACUUCGGUAGCUACUCUGCCACUGAUUGUCUUCAUGCAAAAUUCGCUUGUGGAAAUAUUCAGUUAUAAUCCAAAUUCAACAUAUCAGCAAGGUUUUGUAUAUAUCAGGCAGUUGGCCAUUCAUCUCAGAAAUGCCAUGGUUCAAAGGAAAAAGGUAGGGAAGCUCUGACCAUUUAAUUUGCAACUUGUAUUGUCCUGGGGUGUUGGUCGUUAGUGCAUGAUUGUAUAUUAUCAACUCUGUGUGAUAAACAAUAAUAGCUGGUCCUAAGAGGAACCCUAAGGAGAACAGUUUAGAACUGAUAGAGCUAUCCAAUUUAAGGUUAGUCUGCUAAAAUCUAAUUAGCCUGGCUCCUCACAAUUUUAGAUCAUAUUUUUUUCAGGAUUCCUUUCAAUCUGUUUACAACUGGCAGUUUAUUCACUGUCUUUGUUUAUGGAGUCGAGUUUUGAGUGAAAUACCAAACAAAGAUGUCCUACAACCACUCGUAUAUCCUUUAGUUCAAGUGACACUUGGAGUCAUCAGGCAAGUAACACUGUGUCUAGUAACAGGGACCUCAAGCAUGUAGUACGGCAACCUAAGUACAUAAGUACAGUGGAAAUCUUGCCUUGUAUUAACCAUGUAAGAAAAUACGUAUUUUACUGUUUUAAACAGAGCAUGGACAGCGUCUUAAGAUUUUGUAGGACUGUAGAUUUAUUUUGUACUAUAAUUACAUUUUGUUAACAGUCAUUGUCUUCUUGUUGCUGCCCGUUGCGGAUUACAGGACUAACAAAUCUCGUUUAUUUUAGGCUUAAUCCGACCUCAAGAUAUUACCCACUUCGUUUCCACUGCAUUCGCUCUCUCAACUUGUUGUCUCAAGCAACCGAUAUGUUUAUUCCUGUCGCGCCAUUUCUCUUGGAGGUACGGUUAUCAAAAAUACUUCAAUGAAGUCUGGUUAGCCACGACUAUGUGUCAUUAGACAUUACUUCACUUUUUUUGCACUUUUUCGGUAAUAUCUACCACCCCACAUCUUCUGAUCUCUUCAUUCUAUAAUAUCUCUGACCAGCUCUCCUUCAUCUCUUCUUAUUACGUGUCCAUACCAUCUCAACCUUGCUUCCCUCACCUUCUCUGCAAUGUCUACCACCCCACGUCUUCUUCUGAUCUCUUCAUUCCAUAAUGUCUCUGACCAGCUCUCCUUCAUCUUUUCUUAUCACGUGUCCAUAUCAUCUCUACCUUGCUUCCCUCACCUUCUCUGCAAUGUCUACCACCCCACAUCUUCUUCUGAUCUUUUCAUUCCAUGGUGUAUCUGACCAGCAAUCUUCAUCCCCUUUUAUUAUAGACGUAUUUAUAAAAGGUCUUGCUUCCCUCACCUUGUCUGAAAUUUCUCUUUUUAGAUACUGGAUGGCGCAGAGUUCAACAAACCAUCGAAGUUAUCAACGGCAAAACCGACAAGUUUUUCUUGUAUUUUAAAAGUUUCUAAACAGCAGUUACACACGAAAGCAUUUCAGGUAAGACGGGGCAGCAAAUAUGAACUGCAGAAAUGUUGAAAAUUGAACUAUUUGUGUCUCAUCUUUUUUUGUUUGCCCAAAUAAAAGACUACUAAACCUAAUAAAAAUUAACAUUAUUUCCUCACUCUGAUAACUACUGGACGGUAUAAGUUAGUCGGCGUGAAGUAAGAAGUAGAAUAAAAUAAAUCCUUCUCUUACUUUGUUAUUAUAGGACUCUGUAGUCGAUGAAGUCGUUGAACUUUUAUUGGAGCAUUUCUCAACGCAUGCACAUUCCAUCGGCUUUCCAGAACUUGCUUUUCCGUGUGUAGUGAAGGUAAGUGAAGAUUGGUAUACUACAAUGAAUUUGACGUAUCUGAUCUGGAGAGGGUUUUUUUAGUAAACUUUAAAACAUUUUCCAGAUGAAACAUUUUGUGAAAACAUCUAAAGUACCAAGACUGGGCAAGCAAAUAAAACAACUGAUAGAAAAGCUGAAUGAAACUUCGCAAGAAGUGACUAAGCGACGCUCCACUGUGUCGUUCAGUCCCAAGGAUGUUCAGGAAGUGGUAAGUCUAUUAAAACUUUUAAGCAAGCGUCGCAGAGUUCAACCCCAGAAAUUUACAGAUUGAGGGGGACUCAACUGCCUGAAAAAUACAAGUAAAAAUUUCGACCUUGUAUUUUUCAGGUCGAAUCCAUCUUUGCAGCUUUGUGGUGUUAUUAUCACUACUACGCUGUCAAAGACCACUCUGAAGCGCGCCAUAAAAGGGUUUGGAAAGGACUUUGGAAAGUCUACGACCACUCAGGCAAACCUAAGUAUGUACAUUCUAUUUUUUUAAAUAAAUUUUAUGAUUUUCUUGUAGGAAAAAUGGGAGGCAGAAUAUCGCAAAAAGCCAAACGCAAUCGUGCAGUUUUACAACCGUUGGAAGAGUAUGAAAGUUAGUCUACCACAGCAAGUAUGUCAAGACAAAUUUUAACGCGUUUGUAGGAUCAGAAUUUCUAACUAAAGAUAAGUUAACAUUUUGUCUUUAUUUCGACAGGAUGAAAAACCGCACGAGAACAAGGACAGCGAAUCAGACAACGAGGAGAUGAAGUCGCCAAAAAAGCGCUCGAAAACGGGCACGAAAACGAGCAAGAAAAAACGCCAUGACGUCGAAGCAAAACACAAACAUUCCAUGAAAGCUGAACAAGCUGACCGUGAGGAAACUGAGGCGAAUGACGUGGAUGACAUUGUGGAAGACUUUCAGUUUUCAGACUUGGAUGAAUGACACAGCUCUUUGUCGAGGCCCGUUUAAACAUUCUGACAAACUAGGGUUGUUAGGACCGUGACUGUCUCGUACCCACGCGCAGGACGACACGCGCGGGAGAACCACGAAGUCUCGAAUAUUACGAACUCGCCUCCCACGUGUUGUGAGCAAUUACCAUGAUUUAAUCUUACCGUGUUCUUCAUGACUCAAUUUCCCUCAUCUCGUCUUCCAAAAAGUCUAAAAACAUUUCCAAAUUGCUCGAUUUGGCGCUUCCUAAAUAUAGAAGAAUAAAUUAUUGUUACUCAAAUAACCUAAUCGACUGUCGGCCAAUUCGUUCACGUAUAUAAUUUGAAUGCUUGGUUAUCGUUUUCCAUUCUAUGCUCAAGUCCGGAUCAAACAAGCAUGAGAGUUGGCAGUCACGUGAUCUUGGUUAGCUGUUCUUAAUGCUUUCCCAAUACUAUCAUGUAUUCUAUUAAGUUAAAACAUAGUUGGAACACUCAUCAAACCUGUUAUAUGUUAUCAAUCUAGAGCUUGAAAUGUCCCCUGCAACAAUGCGUGACUCUCAUCCUCAUGACUUAAGCAUAGAAUGGAACAAAAAGCUGAUAAAGUCUGUUUUUAGUCGGAUAAAUUGCAAUAUAAAAUAAGAACUGAAGUGGAAGUAGGUCGGAGGAAGUAAAAACAUACCAGUUAGUUUUUCAUUCAACCAUUGAACAGUUUUAAAAGCUCCUCCAUUGCUACCCUUGCUGUAGAAGUCAACCGCUAGAAAGUUUGCCCACUUUCCAAACUUCCUAUAACACGUUGUAAGUUUGCGUUUUAGAUGAUCAAAAUCAUUUAAACAUGGUGACAAACCAUUUGGAAUUGUUGUGAACCAAUUGACCAAGAGUAAUCGUCUUUCACCCAAGUGAUUCUUGGA